GUACAUGUAUAUAUAUUAAUGCACUAUUAAGUGCCGAGACUCGUUCCAUCUUUACCAUUGUCGAGUUUUAGCCGACUGUUUUUUUAAGGGUAAACUUAAUUAGUGCAGAUACUGAGGAGGCAAGAGCUGUGAAUGUCAGCAUGGAAUUUGCACCCCCUUCCUCCAAAGCUGAGCAUCUUUCUACGCCACUGUAGUGUUGAAUUGCAGAAACACCAAGAAAAAAUUAGGGGAUUUUAUUAUCUUGUCGUUCAUUCGUAUUUGCCAUGUUGUGUUCCGUUUGAUGACGCUUGUGUUUUGCAUGGUUGAUUGUCCAUUCAUUUGUAAUCUUUUACGUUCAUCGCAUUAAGUUCGCUCCAUGCAUCUACAAAUUAUUAUUAUUAGUAUUUUUUUACAGUCCAACGGGCUGGGACUGUACAGCACACAAUCCUCCUCGUCCAGCAAAUACAUUUUCUGGCCAAGUUACAGAGCGUCGACCGGAUGAUGGUCACAACACAAUGCCUUUGCAAAGAGCAGAUCAAAGGAAGGAGGUGAGAGACUGCCACCCGCUUGUAGCUAAUGAGAUAGACUUUCUCUUCUCCAAUAAAUUAUUGUAGAGUGAGCACUACUGUCCAUCCAAUAGCAUCCAAGAAAACCGUCUACGCUCUCUAUAUAGAUCAUCGACGGUCGCCGCCCACCCCCUCCUUCCGGAGCCUGGUGUUCCGUUCUCGAUCUCCAGAACCCGUUGCAAACAUGGGGAAAUCAAGGACAGACGUCUUGUUUCAGUAGUUAUUACACCGUACAGUUUUACCAUUGGCGCCAUAGUCAUCAAGUGGUAGCAAAUAUAUGUUUCGGCCUUCGGGAAACAUAAUUUCCAAGAGGUCUGGACAUCGUAUUGCAACUACGAAAACAAGACGCUUUUUCUUAAGCUCCUGAUUUUGUCAAACGACUUAUCACUCCCUUCGCUAACUACCGCCCCUGUUCGGGAGAGUUGGAACCGCAGUCAGUCCCUGAGGGUGGUUCGAUCCUUGAGGCAAAAAACCCACCAUACGUACGUGAUCCCGGUGUGGCUGCGAUCCACGUGGACGAAACCAAGUUGAUCAAGACUGCGGUGCCAUGUUAUCGGGGUAGCCAGAGACUAAAAUUUAAUGGUCUCUGGAAUGGCGUAGACACACGCGCGACUUAAUUAGUCCUGCGGUACUUGUUUGGCUCUGUCCACCAUCUUCGGCGGCAGAGGUUUUUACGCAAUGAUUCGUCCUUCCCAAGAACAGUUGCCUUUCUGGACUUACGUGUGUCUACCUAGCAUUUGUUCAUAGCCGGAGCACGUAGCCGUUGGAAAUUAUUUUUUCCUUAUCCGUCUUCUAUGAGGUAAGAGCAUAUCUCGCAAAAUUAGUUCCUUCGUGCUAUUUGCUUAACAACGCAAGGGAAGUAACUGCAAUCAAAAGAACACGUACAAAGGGAACUCUCGUAUUGACAAAAAAAUAUCUGAAGCAUAACCAAGAUGGCCACUACGCUACCCAAAACAAAUGUCCUGUGUUAUGUUUUUUUUUAAAAAACGUAUUUAAGUGCGCUGAAGGAAAACAAAAAGUAAAACAUGGCAGCUCUUGUUGAUCCGUUUUCGUCCGCAACUGCAGAACUUUCUGACGACUAUAUCAGUUUCUUCUCAAAUCCCGACAUAGUUCCAAAGUACCUGGAAGCAAUUUGUGAUAAGACAGGUGUGCAGCUACUGACUGGCUACAGUGCAAUCAGUAUCAAAGGUUCUUGGGUAUCUAUAAAUACAGCACAUUCUUUUCUUUCAGAGUUUCUUACUUCCUACUUGAAUUCUGAUUUUUCGAAAAAUCAAAAUGGAAACAAAGACCAAAGUAAUUCUUUGAAGGGGAAUGAUGAACGUUUUAUUCCUGACGGAGAAACAGAAGACGAUUUGAAUGGAUUUCACAAAAACGCAACGUUGAAACAUGUGGAAAAUAAAGAUAAUGCAGAAGGAUUAUCCGACUGGCACAAGUGGGCGUCGGAUGUGUUACCUUUGAUCCAACGCAGACGAUCAAAGCAUACCCAUGUGUUUACUGCAACAAAGUGCGAUGCUCAGAAAGCACCAGAGCCACUUGUUUUAUAUGCAGAUAUUCAGCCAGUCCCCAAUCCUGCUGCCAGAAAAUUGCCCACGCUCAAUGAGAUAGAACGUGUACUGAAAAAAGUGUAUGAAAAAGAUACAAUUUCAGUAACACCUAUCUCCAAAGUGUCUGCUUUGCCUCCUGAUGAGAGCAAGGCUGUGGUGACUCAAGAACAUCAAAGAAGUGAAUCGGAAUAUAUUCAAAAUGAAAAAGAUUUUCACAUCAACAUGAUGAGCAGCCUGCACAGCUUUCAACAUGUCUUCCACAUACGUAAAGAUGUGAUGGUGUUGGAAGAAAAUAUGGCAGAGCCAGCAGAAGAUCUUGUAAAGUGUCUGUCUGAUCAAAAGAACAAUCAAACAUCACGAAGAGCAACUGAAUAUAAUGCUAAUAAACAGAAGCUCAAGCAUCAGGCUGAGGAUAUAAGUAUGGGUUUAGUAACUGAUCAAAACAGUUAUGUAAGAAAAAGGCUUCAUCCUGAUGAGGUAGGUGAACAUGCUAAAGGUGAGCCAUUAGCAGAGAAGAGUAAUAAUGGCAGGGAAUGUUCUUUGAUGAAAAGGGAUAAUAACCAGUUUAAGACAUUACCAACCAACAGUUCAUCAAACAGAAAGCACAAGUCAUACGCUCAGCAGGCAGAUUGCAGAGCACCAUCUCCUAACAGAAAAACUCGACGUAAAGGUAGACCAAGAAAGAACACUGAUUAUACCACUAGAAAGAAAAGUGAGGGAGCACCCUCAGCAUCCAAAGAAGGGAGAGUAGAUAAAACUGCAAAACAAAAAGCAAAGUCAGUUCUGGUGGAGUUAAAUGAUUGUCCAAAUAAAGAUCACAAUCCUGUGAACAGUGUAAUUCAGCUGGUGUCAAAGAAGAGAGGACGGCCCCGGUCUAAGUCGGAUGCAAAAGCAGAAGAUAAUUUUACAUGUGACAAGUGUUCAUUUGUUACUAAGAAGCAUAGUCAUCUGCGACAGCACAAAAGAAGAGUUCACAUUACAAAAGAAUUUAAGUGUGACAAAUGUGGCAAGAUCUUUGGUUUUGGCAAAGAUCUGAAGCGCCAUCGUAAAACCCACCAAAAGGCAGAAAACUGCUGCAGUGUUUGUGGUAAGAUGUACAAGGGAAUUCGUUCUCUAGAAGAGCACAAAAAAACACAUGCUGAAGGUUACAUCAAACCAGAGUUUCCUUGUGAAUUUUGUAGUAAGAUUUUUAGCACCAAGUAUGUACUUGCAUAUCAUAUAAAGUCUGAUCAUCUUGGUAUGAAACGCACCUACCUUUGUCCAACUUGUGGAAAGAGUUUUUCUCAGAAAAAUUCUUAUCUUCAGCAUGCCAAUGUUCAUAUGGGUAUAAGACCUUAUCAGUGUGAUGUGUGUGGCAAAUCCUUCUCUUAUGAAAAAUCACUUAAAGAACACAGGUAUAUGCAUGAAGAAGACAAGCAGUUUGAGUGUCCAGUCUGCAAGAAAAAGUUUCGACAGUCAUCGGGUGUAGCAAUACACAUGAAAAUCCAUAAAGAGCGUAAAGACUAUGUGUGCUCAGCUUGUGGGAAAGGAUUCAGCCAGAAACAGGCUUUGAUCCGCCAUGAAAGAAUUCAUGCAGGUGAAAAACCUUUCACAUGUGGUGUGUGUAAGAGGAACUUUACAGAUUCCUCAAUACUUCGUCGUCACAUGAUACUUAUUCACAAGAAGGAUCCAAAGAAAUGGAGGGAAGAUACCAUAUCAAAUGUGUCACGUCGGACAGACUUUUUCAUUAGCGUACUAAAUGAGCAUGAUGAGUCUGCAAAUGGUGGUGAGCUACUUAGUAGAGGGACUCCCCAGCCGACACUGGGUGAAGACAUGGCUAUCAGUGAUGUCGAUAACGAAAGUACUGGGGGAGAAAAUGAAGAUAAUUUGAAGCUUAUGCCUGAAAAUCUUGAUCACCAGCAGUUGGUGGAGAGUUCUGCAGCAGUUACUCCUGAACUUUGCAAAUCUACAGAGCCAUUUGCUCAGAAUCCACCAUCUGUAUCCAGCGAUCUGGCCAGAGUAAUGCCUGUACCUCUGAGCUCUGUAUCCGAGGAACCCAGCAUUAUUUUGCAUGUUAGCAAUAAUUCAGCUUCCUCCCUUAACCAUGAAUUUGGCAGAGAUCUCAUCCAGCCUCUAGACAUGUCUGCCCCAGCACACACUCAAGUGUAUGAUCAGAUUGCGGAUGCAGUUUCAGCAGAACUUCCAUCCCUGUCAGCAGGGGCCAUUUUGAAAUUUGAGGACAAUUCAUCAAGAUUGUCUUCUGGUCAUUCCAGAACAGUAUCUGUUCCUCUGAGGUCUGUUAUAGAUGAUCCCAUUUCUAUCUUGCCCAUCACACAUAAUCCAGUCUCUUCCUAUAGCCACGUGCCCCUCAGGGAUCUUACCCAGCCCCUUGAUAUGUCAGCACCAGGUCUGAGCCAGGUCUCGGGGCACAACAGCCAUCAUUUUUCUACCUUUGGAUUUGGGGACCAUCGCUUGCAGCCGUCUGACCUCUACCCUCCUGAGAUGCAAAUUGUGUCGGCUGGACUUCAGAUGCCUUACUCUAGCAUGCUGAGCCAUGGAAGCAUGGCAGGGUACUAUCAACCUACCGUGGUAAUGGUGCCUGAGACAGUAAACACUGUUAGUUAUCAUGCGGGAAGCAUAAGCAUUAGUAGUUCUUCAGAACUGUCUUCUAGCCCAAAGUAUGAACAGAUGGCACCUUCCCCAGCAAUGCAACAGGUUCAGUAUUCACCCAGCAGCACUCCACAGUUAUAGGCCUAAAAGUUAUGAUUGUGCAGCAUUGUUUGAUGAUAAUGAAAAUAAAUACUUCUGCAUGAAUGUUUUAUGUGCCACUGUAAGUGCAUCUGGAACUUGUUCUAUUCUAGCUUAUAGUUUUUUUUAGUUGUGGAUUUUUUUUUUUUUUGGUUCCUGGUUGGAGUUGCAUAACAUUUGUUAGGUUUUGCUAGAAGAUUCAGGUGGUAUAACUUGCUGCAUUUAGAACUUUGGUUUAAUUUUAUUCCUGCUUAUAUUUUUUGGUUCAUGAAAGUAAGUUAUGAAAUAUGUGUACAUAGAUGAUUAUAUACAAGCUUUAUAAAUUCCUAUGAAUGAAAUGGGAAUUUUUGUCUUUUAAAAUGACAUAUCAAAUUUUAAAAUAAUUUCAAGUGAAAUCUUGUUUAAAAGUAAUUAAGGAUUUUCAUGAAGGCCACAGUUUAAAAAAAACAAAAAACCUCCUGUUGUAUUGCUUAUUUCAAUGUGUUUUGCUUAUGGUGCAUCUAGGAUCUUCAUUAUGAAUGACUGGAGUGAUCUGGAGUCGAUGGUCACGUAGCAACCAGAAUAGUCAAUAGCAGCCAGAAACUAGGAAAGAACCAUAAUCUUGAGGUUUGCCUUUACAAUCAACAUGUACAGUAAACUACAUGUACUUUUAAGUCCUUCUCCCAUGAUUAGAAUUAGAAAUGAAGUGCUUUUAUACUCAUUGUAUUUUUGAUGGUAUAUAAAUUUAUUUUUUAUAUAGGCAUGUUUACUUAUGAUAUGAAAUUUGUGAUUUUUCAUAAGAAAAUGUGAUUUAUUCUGAAUCAGAAAGUAUAAUAAGCAAUUUUUUUGUUAUAAACAUUUCAGGUUUUUUCUUUUUAAAAAAAGUUGGUGUAUUUUCCAGAUAAAUCAAAUGACUGAUAAAUUUUUCUAGUUAUGAGUGUCAUCCUGCCUCUUCUGAUCUCACAAGCGUGCAUGGUUGAUCCUUUUGGGUUCACUUUAACUAUAGGAAAUUUUUUCUUCUUCUAACAUUUGUACAGAUCAGAAGAAUGCAUUCUUUUAUUGAUUUUUAUAAAAUUAAUCAACAAAGAGGUGAAGUAUUGGGUCUGGACAUGCAUGCACUUUUCUUCCUCUAAGAUGCAUGGGACAAAGUGAUUUAUCAUCAAUGUGAUGACAUUACUUUCAUACAGUUUGGAUUGUACAAUAUAGUUUACAAAGUAAAGCUUUUAAUAAGGCUGUCUUCACUAUGCAAAUAAUUCAUCAAUACUGUUGUCACUAUUAAUGCUAUUGGUGCCACAAGCAUAUAAUAUUUUUAUUACUGAUAAACUCAGUCUAAAACUAAAAAA
Molecule: messenger RNA, 6138 nt
Organism: Pomacea canaliculata
Lineage: Eukaryota; Metazoa; Mollusca; Gastropoda; Architaenioglossa; Ampullariidae
Biological process (GO): regulation of transcription by RNA polymerase II
Cellular component (GO): chromosome
Molecular function (GO): chromatin insulator sequence binding
Source: RefSeq, a predicted model, not a curated record